AUGGGGACCAGAGUCAACUCGAACACGAUCGUCCAUUCAGGCUUUAACGAUAUCGCCAGCCUCGUCCGCGGAUCUAGGCCACCCAUGCCUGACAAGGCUCAAUGGCCGCAGAAGACUCGAGGCGGAGAUGACAAGUUGAAAGGCACACCAUAUGAGGCUUUCAAGACGCCUCGCAAGCCGGUCAGGGCAGAGGUUGAGCGUUCCAAUGGUCGAAUUCAGAAGACAUCGGGACCUGGAAGACGCAAUGAGCGAUCACAGCUAGAGCUAAGGAGGAGAAAGGUCAACAAGCGCAUGAUUGGGCCUCCAAAGGACUUCAGGCAUGUCUUUCAUGCGUCCACGUAUGAAGAAGCUACUGAAUUACUGCUUCGAUGGUCCGUUGAGGGUAUGGGAGAUAAGCUGGGAGAUCCUUCAUGGGCUAGCCCAAUCAAGCAGAUUAUCAAGAUACGGGCCAGGGAACAGCAAGCUAGGGCUAUAGCCGCUGUUGUAGAGGCAACAGUUCGGGGUCGAUUAAAGCCCGCCGAUGGCGACCUCCAGCCGCCAGGUACGCUGCGCGUGGUGAAUGGUCUGCCUUCGUCCAUUUAUUCCUCAACAAAUGACACCAUGUCACCACCUCUCGAUGCGCCAAGUCCAAGUGAAAGGGCGAUUGGCACUGCCCGAUCCUCUAUCCCCUCGGUUCUCGCCCGAGGCUCGACACCAAAUCUCAUCGCAAACUUUCCUACUGGCUAUUUCGACCGAGGCACGACUACCACCAAUGGAUCGAAGACACCAAGCAAUCUCCUGACCAACCCAUUCAAUUCACCUCAAAUACUGGAAGAGCCUAUUCAGUCAGCAAGCGGAAGCGCGAUAGUUUUAGGCAAUCGCAAGCUCCGGCCUACAGCGCCUUUGGCUAUCAAGAAAAAAGUCGUGCCGCCUAUUGAGGAGGAUCCAAGGAGCCUGUCACCCGCUCAGGCCCCGCUGCAGCGGGAUCUCAGCACAAGUCGAGCCGUUGAAAAGCUGCUACAGGCUGUGAGUCCGCCAGGCGAGACCUUGCAAGCGGAGAAUUUGCCUUUCAGAGUUGUGAAGCCGUCACUGGAGACUCUAGAGAGGUCGAUGUCUGUGGCCCUGUUCUUUGAGCAGUAUUAUCACGGUUUGCUCCGCCCUCCGAAACCUCAAAGUCAGCCGGCGGAUCCUGGCAAUUAUGUGGUCUCUCGAGCGAAGCGUCUCACUCAACUGGAGGCGACCUUUGUCCUGCCAGAGAACAGAUUCAUGAGCGAGGAUGAGAAGGAAGCGAGACGGGACGCACUACAGCAGGAGGAGAAUUGGCUGUUGAGAGAGCGUCGGCGAAAGGUGGAUGUCCGGGCAUUUGAACUUGGCAGAGUGAUCGGACAUGGAGCUUUUGGCGUGGUCAGGAUAGCUCGAGAAAGGGAUUCGGGACGACUCGUUGCCAUGAAACAGGAAAGCAGAUCCCAAGAGGGGCAUGUGAAAGCGGAGAAGGAUCUCUUGGUGGCUGCUGCAUCGAAGGUAAUGCCAGCGGGAGACGCCAACGCUCCAUCCUGGAUAGUGAGAUUGCAUUACGCCUUUCAAGAUACCGACAAUCUCUACCUCGUGCUCGAUUUCAUGGGCGGUGGAGACCUGCUGAAUCUGCUGGUGGAACUCGACAAAUUCUCCGAGGAUAUGACUCGAUUCUAUGUGACCGAGAUGAUUCUCGCUUUGGAAGAAACGCACUCACUGGGGUACAUCCACCGAGACAUCAAACCGGACAACUUCCUCUUCACACCCGAAGGUCAUAUUCGGAUUUCAGACUUUGGCCUUGCAACUGACCUGCACUGGGCGCAUGAUACGAAUUACUAUGAGCAACAGCGGCGAGCUCUGCUGAAGAAACACGGAAUAGAUCUGGAAUUCGCGGGAGGUGCCAAGACGAAAAGGAUGAAGAAGGCUGAUGUGGAGCGCAUCAUGGGCAAAGAAUGGCUCGAAGAGGGCAAUGGGGUGUUGACAUGGAGGGACAAGAAUAGGAGAAAGCUGGCAUAUUCCGUCUGCGGAACCAACUCUUACAUGGCACCCGAGGUGAUCCGAGGACAAGGCUACGGCUUUAGCUGUGACUGGUGGAGUCUUGGCGUCAUCAUGUACGAGGCACUCUAUGGCUAUCCGCCCUUCGUCAGCAGCUCGCGUCAUAUAACUCGUCAAAAGAUUCUCAACUGGAAGAAGAACCUCAAAUUUCCUCCCACUGCUCGGGUCUCACCACAAUGCACGGACUUCUUGGCUCGACUGCUGUGCGAGCCUGAAGAUCGUAUAGGGUCGCAGAAACCGGCUAACCCUUCUGUCCUGUCCUCUUACAGCCUGCGAAUCGAGACAUUAAAGGGGACAAGGAUCCUUGGACUGGGAUCCGAUGGAGCGGCGCAACUCAAAGCCCAUCCAUGGUUUAAAUCCGUCAAUUGGGACACGAUACAUUCCCAGGAGCCUCCGUACGCGCCAGACUUGUAUGCCGACGACGAUACGAGGCACUUUGACGAGAACAUUCCCGCGGAGCCUUUGGCACCGGCUCAUGGCGGUGCGGACAACAUCAAGGAUCCCUUUCUGCGAGACAAGCUGCAUGGAGCGCAGCUGUUGGAGAUCCGGAAAGACCUCGCUUUCAAAGGAUGGACAUUCAAGUCCCCGCAUUUGAUACCGAGGUAUGGUCACGCUGGAAAUGCCUCGAGUGGGGGACGGAGUGACGAGACGGUGAUUGGUCACGAGCGAGCGUUGGAAACUCCCAGAGCCUCGAGAAUGGUUGACAUGGGAACCGUACGAUCUCGAGCUCUGUCCAUGUAG
Kockovaella imperatae is the source of this 2787-nucleotide messenger RNA. RefSeq names its product kinase-like domain-containing protein. The record is from RefSeq and is a predicted model, not a curated record. Lineage: Eukaryota; Fungi; Basidiomycota; Tremellomycetes; Tremellales; Cuniculitremaceae. Gene Ontology annotation, biological process: peptidyl-serine phosphorylation; intracellular signal transduction. Gene Ontology annotation, molecular function: ATP binding; protein serine/threonine kinase activity. Bases 1 to 2787 code for a protein of 928 amino acids. The transcript has 11 exons.